GCCGCGAUUACAACUGUUUUGGCGGGCUCUUAGUAUUUUUCCUAAACGUAGGUAGUAUAUAUGCCUUGUCAGGAUCGACCGAAGUCUUCUCCUUUGUAACUUGCUAUCCACACGUUAAAUACUUGUAGUAGUAAAGAGCACAUGGAAGUCUUCAUGGAUCAUUCCAACCGCUCAUCUAACUCUGUUAACCACCAAACAAAAAAAGAACGUAAUGUGCAUGGGAAACCCGAGUGGCAGAAAAGUGCAAUCAGGACUUGUGGGUACUGGUCAGAGCAGUUAAGCUCCAAAGGCAAGAUAUACUUUUACAACUGUAUGACUGAGGUUUCCCAAUGGCAAAAGCCUCCGGAGUGGGAUUUACCUGAAAUGAACAGGAGAGAUCUACUAAAGCUGCUCAGUGAUCGUAAACACACUGAAGAAAACAAUCUGAAAAGAUCACAUAGUAUAUCCGAAAGUGAACCUAGUGCAAUUAAAGAUGAACGUUCACUUCUAUCUAGUGAACUGAAACGCACAAAGUAUUCUGUCAAUGCGGAGGUUCGGCGUCCAAGUUCAUCACAUCUGAGCAUUAAUAUGUCCAACCAUACCGCUGAUGUAGGUCAUAUCACAGGAAUUUCCCACAAUGACGGAAAAACCCAUGUUAGCCGUCCUGUGGCUCAUGAUUUUCGGUACGAUCCAUUGAGGAAAGCGAAGCUAAAUCAUCUUCCACCGAGGACUUUCACAACAGAUGAUAUGGAAAUAUCUCCAAAUAGUUCCCCAUUGUCAGAUGAGAGCUCUACAAAAUUUCCACCUAGUAGACAGUUCUCUCCCCAGAAGUCCAAUAUGAACUUUUGUUCACCAGGUACCCUCAGCUUACAGCGUCCCAGGGACUGCAAAUCUAAAGCAACAGUGGUCCCGGUUCGCGAUGCUGGCCAAAAACCAGAAAAAUCUACCUUAUAUCAAUUAGUGGAUGCUAUCCGAGCUUCCAUAGGGGGUUUGCUCGAACAGCCACCUAAAUCCUUAUCCUGCACCUCUGUAAAAACCCCUGUUAAUGGUUCAAUUUAUGAGUCAUCCAAAGUGUCAGUUCCUUCGGAAAACAGUCAGAUGGCCACUAACCAGCUUUCCCCAAGCACUAUCUCAAGAAGAUAUAAACAAUGCGAUGUCCAUUUCGAUGGCCGAAUAUGUUCACCCACUAUCUUAAAUUCCAGGCACCUGACAAAAAUGGACAGUCCUGUUGCAUAUCCCAGUUCAGUCAACGUUGAGUCUCAGAAUUGUAAUGUACAUAAAGGCUCCUCAUAUGAUCGUGGUCAGGGUUACACAACUGGUACUAAGAUACUAUAUCCUGUGGGCGAUCCAGGACAUACAGUAAGCUCUAAUCACAGUCCAGCAUAUCCCAAUCCCGUCACUUCUCAGGGCGAAAACCAUCGUUUCCCUUCUAAUGCAACUCAUCCUGUUUGCCGUAGUAUUUCGCAUCAGAAUAGUCCAGCUGUGAUUUGCAGUCCACAUAAUCCAAACAAUACCACCACAUCUGUUUCUAGUGCAUCACAUCAAACUUGUGUCUCUCUAUCUCAGUAUGAUUUGUCGUCACGUCAAGUUGACAAGAUCAUCGAAAUUUUGGCUGAACAGGCUCACUGUCAAAGUACAACUGAGGAAUAUAAUUUCAACAAAAAUGUAUCACUUAGCUCUAGCAGAUUACCAGAAAAUUUAAAAGGAUCCACAUCACCUGGACAUUCAACCCGAACAUUCAUUUCACAGACCCUUCAAACCAACCAUUCUUUGAACAGAGAUUCCGUAAAUCCUAACACUCGAUCACAACACACCCAGUUAAAUGACCUUGUACAGGUUCUUAAAGCAGCUCUGCAUCACCAUACUUCCAACCAUAUAUCUGUAGAUUCUGCAACAUCCGUACAGUCAAAUAAUCGUCUCAAUACUUGUCCACAUUUAAAUUCAGAUCUUCCUGUCAAUAAAAAAGGUCUUGAGAACAAAGAUGAUAUCUCUACGACAACUCAUGUUAGCCCUACCUUUCCAUUACAGAGCGGCAUGUUGCGGACCAACGCUUCCAGCCGAUUGAAUACGGACUCAUUUCUGUUCAAUAAAGGCAAUUCUGGACUAGACACAUCAGCGUCUCCUGUAUCUGCUUGCAAUUUUUCAGAUGUUAACAAACCCUGUAAUACGGUUGAACAUACACCGGAUGUAGACAAAAAGGAGAUUGCAAAUUUACCAAGUCCUUCUUCUGUUUCCCCAUCAGUUCGUUCAAGUCAUUCUACCGCUAUGGCAGCUGACGUCACAACUAAAAGAGGUUUCUCACCUGCUACACUGUCGGAAAGUGGGUCUAGAUUAGAAAAGAUUACGGAUAUCCUAAACAGCUUCGAGAUGAAGUCUUUUUUUGAUCCUAUAUUUAUUUAUAAAUAUCAAGAUGAUACUUUGCAACGUCUUGAACAAGAAGUAAGUUUAACCCCAGUCAAAAUGAUUAUAAAAUCCCCCAGUUAUGUUAUAAUCUUCAUUCAAAUUAAUAUUUUCUUGCUUCAGGCUCAAAUGGAGUCGAAAAAUUUCGAUCGACUACAGAGUGUUCUUUAUGGUGAACUAUCAGCUGAAUCCAAAAAGUUGCGCGCUUUAGUACGAAUAAGUGAAGCGAAACUCGCAAUUCAUAAAGAGAAACAAACAUCAUUGCAAGAACUAAUGGACGCGAUUGAAGUGCGAAAGCAUCUACCUAAUUUGUCUUUCGUAGAUGAUGUAUUGUAGAUAACUCGAACUUCUGUUACAUACUUUCUUUGUGUGAUAAUGUUGGUUUUUCCGGAUCCUGUUCAUUAAUUUCAAAUUGUACAACUUCAUAGUCGCUGUUCUACCACAGUAUUUCCCAAGUCUCGAUAACUGGAUCUUCAUUUUCCAUUCUAUCUAAACAUCGUGAUCUUGUUUAUUUUCCCAAAACCGGCUAUCAAUUCUUAUUCUAUUUUCUUAUAGCUCUCUUCAAUCCAUUGUGUAUCAAUGAUCAACAUUUUUUUUGUAAGUGAUUGUACAGUUGUACACUUUCUUAGACUUUGUCAGAGUUUAACUGAUGUUUUCUGCUCUUCUUUGAACAAUUGCCUAAUUCAAUAAAAUUAUGGAAAAAACACUGAAGUCAAGAGUAUUUAAACAAACUUUGAACAUUUUUAUUGGAAUUCAAACAUAAAAAAGUACAUAAGCGCACGAGGGUAUGUGCUACCGAUUGCAAGGAGAUCCACAACUGUUCUUAUAUUACUAACAUUGUGAGCAGGGGAUAAAAAAAAUUAAUAAGGCGCUGUACAACUCUUUACAGGAAACAAAAUAACAAGCGUAAGGAAAUCACUGUCAUUUAAAGGAUUAGUACAAAGUCUGAUUGAAGGUAAUGAAAUGGAGAGAAAAUGUGUAUUUCGAUAGUAAUUCGAAUAUCAUCACGAGUGCUUCCGCGCAGUCCACCGAUCAGUUUGUUUGAUGCUAAUGACGUACAGCAGCCUCCUGAAAUAUAAAAAGACGUCAUUGUACUCAAAUAACAAAUUGGAACAACGUUGAUACUCAUAGUUUAUUACAGGUAUGCUUAUUUGGGAAUCCACUGAACCUAAUUCUAUUGAGUUAGCGCGUUCAAUAAGGGUUCAGGUUAGUUUAUUCUUAAAUACCAAUGUUAUCUACGGAGAUAAGCUUUCUAUACACAUUCUGCAGAGACAGCGGGUCUUGAGACCAAUCCUUAGUUAAUCGUAGGUGGAUUUUCAAGCUACAACAGAGUAGCUGUUCAGUCCUACUUUAUAAUGAUUUCCGAUCAUAGCGGAUCGUGGUGAAAAUUACCUUCAAAUCGAGCAACCUCUAGACUGAAUAUGUAAUAAUGAUUUACUCACGGAUUACUUGAAAUUGAUUCCAAAAAUACACUGGAAAUUUAACUUACUAAGUUCAAUCUGUGGGUACUGUUUACUUCAUCUAAUUGUGAGUUAGAGGUAGGAUUAUCGUCGACAGAUGCAUCAGCGAUUUCUGGCAUUGUAGAGCGUAUGAUAGAAAAUGGCAUCGCAGGAGAAUAUGUAGACGGUUCAGUGUUCCUUGAAUGGUUUGUUUUAUUAAUUUGGAGAGCGAAUUCGACUGGACCAUCGCAUACCACACAUGACAGAGUUGAUUUGGAUCCCCAAAAUAUCUGUCAAUAAUAAUAUGGAAUUCCAUUUUAGACAACACGAAUUAACAGUCUUCAUAAACACAUACACGAUGAUAAUUACCACAAAAAUCGGUGACUCAUUUGGCAUAAUUUGUUUUUUUUGUAGUGGGGACUGUGUUCCCCGUAUGUUGUUGUUUCAAGUCCGUGACAGCUAAUUUCCAGAUAUUCAGGUGAAUCUCAUGACGAUAAGAUUUCACAUAGAUUACAGGGGUGUCGGAAUUUAAGCGUAUGGACUUUAACGUACACGGUUUGUUACAGGUAACAGUAGUAGUAUGUCUAGUAUAUAUGAGUUAUGUAAGUAAGUAAGGAUUCACAGAUAACAAUAUCAAGCAAGAUGUAAAUAAACUAGUUUUGACUGACUUGGGAAAGAAUAUGAAAAUAACCAGUCUUUUAUCAUAAACUAGAAGUUCUAGUAGCUUGAUUAACUGAUUUGAGGUUUUCAACAACCAACAGAUUAUUUUGUAAAAUUUAGAUUACCGUGAAAAAUAACAUGUUUCGCAGUUAUCUUUGUUCAUAAAUAUGCAAAUAUAUUAGUGAAAGCACUGAAAUAUCAUUCUAUAUAUAGUGUGUCUGCUUUAUCCAAAAUAUUAUUACUUUUGCAGUAGUGCGUAUAUGGUAAGUUACAGUGAUACCAGAUAGUAACUUAAAAAAGUAAUUGAUCAAAGUGUCUCAUCUUAGUAGAUAUGCAUAAUAUCCAAAAUCAUGAAUUCAUGUGAUCAAACAGGUCAGAUGAUUCUUCUUAAGAUUAUAGCACUCGCCAAUGAUUUUAAAAGGUCGGUUAUUAAUAAUAUCUUUCUCGAGAACUGAUCUACAUGAAUUUACUCGUUUAGGACAAAGGGAAAUUGGAAAAAAUUCUUACAUGCAGUACUUCAUCAAGAGUAACUCCCAUUAACCAAUGUCCAUUGAUCUCCAAUAAUCUGUCACCCGGCUUCAAUCUGCCGUCUCGAGCAAUGACACCAUCUGGUGAAACCCAUGUAACAAAUAUUCCGUCAUCAUUGGCUAGUGAUGAGUAAUGUGAUCCUAAAUUAUUUAUCAUGUUACUAUCACUAGUGUUAAGUCCACCUGUAACACGUAAUCCAUAUCGUUCUCCAGGUCGUUUGGUCACAGUGAUACGCUGAAAUGAUAAAGAAAUGUCACAUUAAAACAAUAUUUGGAGACAGAUUUCAUACAUCAAGAAUUGGUGUUUCACUUACCCUUAGCCCUGGUGGAGGAGGAUCUCUGCGUACAUCUAAUUGUAGUUCUUUAACAGGUUGGAUUAAAGCUUGUACCGCUUCAUCAUGUGUAGCGUGUCUCAAGUCGACUCCAUUAACUUUAAGCACUCUAUCUCCGAUACGUAAGCCAGUAUUAAGUGCUGCGCCAUCUAGGGAGAUCUAAAAUGAUCAAAGUGAAGUAUACGGAAUUGAGGAGAGUAAAUGAAUCCCUUUAAUAUGAUGCUUAUACAUUCCUGGCGAGUCAGCUUUUCUGCAGUCAAAAGAACCUUUAAUUCUACAACCAAAUAGUGUUUAAUUUAUAGGUUCGUCUAUGACUUUCUCAAAAUUUCAUUACCUACGGAAGUUUCGAUAAAAGAAAAAGUAUAACUUGCCGAAGCAGAUCGUUUACGUUCAAUGAACAAAGGAAUAUGUUACUUGUACAAAUGCACUGCACGAUAUUCGUCUGACGCAAUGGUGAUUGGUG
Molecule: messenger RNA, 5800 nt
Organism: Schistosoma rodhaini
Lineage: Eukaryota; Metazoa; Platyhelminthes; Trematoda; Strigeidida; Schistosomatidae
Source: the annotation of a GenBank genome assembly